AUGACGGUUGAGUCAUACUUGCGUGCCUUCAGACGGUUCACAUCAAACUGUUCGACACCUAAACUUGUCUACUCGGAUAACGCCAAAACCUUUAAGGGCGCAGAAACAGAAAUCAAACGGUUGUUAGCUAACGUGAGUGGUGAAAGAGUUCAGAAUCACCUUACUAGAAACGGCAUCUCUUUCAAAUAUAUACCGGUGCAGGCUAGUUGGUUUGGAGGUGUGUAUGAACGCCUUAUCGGGGUAGUAAAAAGCGCCAUCAAGAAGACGCUUGGUAAGGCUCUGGUUGACAGUGAUGAAUUAAACACCAUGGUUAAAGAAAUACAACAAGUUGUAAACAACAGACCGCUAACAUAUAUGUCGUCGGAGCCAACUGAAUUAGGUUUACACGCGAUCACUCCGAAUCACCUAAUUUUCGGUAGAGAUAUGGAUCUCUUACCUCACCAAGAGGUAGAAAACGCAGAGUUCGAUCCAACAUAUGACUGGAAAACCGCACUGGAAAAAAUGGCACACCACAGAUGCGUAUUGAUCAAUCAUUUUCGGAAACGUUUUUAUGACGAGUACGUGGCCGUGUUACGGGAACGUCACAUGUACGAAGUAAGUAAACAGAACGCCACAGCAGACACAAUACGCUGUGGGGACGUGGUCUUGGUUCAUGAUAAGGAUGAACGUCGGAUUAACUGGAAAUUAGGAAAGAUCGAAAGUUUGAAUACCGGCAAAGAUGGGUUGACGCGUUCCGCAACUGUGCGCACAACAUCGGGUAGAUCAAACCGUGCGAUUGGAAAAUUAUAUCCCCUGGAAUUGCAUGUUGGUCCAGAGGAAGUGCCGCCAAAGGCGGGAAAUCACGUAAACGAAGCAUCAUAUCCCCAAACUUCCACACCCGUCAGGAUCGUGUUUGAUGCAAGCAGCGGAUCUCCAUCUCUGAACGACUGCCUGUACGAAGGACCAAACAUGCUGCAGGAUUUGAAUGAAUUGCUGAUGCGCUUUCGUGUUGCCAAAAUAGACUCACCGCCGACAUCGCCCGCGCAUUUCUAUCCGUACGACUGA
Molecule: messenger RNA, 1044 nt
Organism: Lineus longissimus
Lineage: Eukaryota; Metazoa; Nemertea; Pilidiophora; Heteronemertea; Lineidae
Exons: 2
Coding region: 1-1044 (347 amino acids)
Biological process (GO): DNA integration
Molecular function (GO): nucleic acid binding
Source: RefSeq, a predicted model, not a curated record